AUGCGGCACGCUCUUCGCUGGUGGAAGAGGCCGCGCCUCGCGCUACUCAACCCGGUCGUCCCGACCUCGGCCUACAGCCUGAGCGUAGCUAAGAUGCUGCGUGAGCUCUGCGACGCGAUUGAUUGUCGCGUCGCCAUCCACGAGGUUGACGUGGCGUCGUCGCCCUUUGACUCUGCCCUCAUCGAGCACUUUGACGGCUUCAUCAUCCCGGGUUCGGUGGCGUCCGCCUACGACAAGGCGACUUACCCCUGGACGUCGCAUCUGGAGGCCACCAUCCGCCGGCUGCAUGCGCGGGGCCGACCGAUGCUUGGGCAUCAGAUCAUCUCGCAAGCGCUGGGCGGCCGCGUCGAGCACAACUCCGCUGGCCUGCAAGCGGCCCGCUGCGAGUUUGAUGUGACGGCGCUCGGCGCUUCCCUCGGCUUGGGCAACGGUACGGCGGCGCUGCAAUACCACCACAAUGAUUGUGUCACACGGCUUCCUCCGUGCGCCGCGAACCUCGGCUGCAGCGCGAGCUGCCCGGCUCACGCCUCGGCACUGUUCGCCUCGCCCACCACCAGCCGAAUGGCGGUGAGUCGCGGCGUUCCCGCCGACCCGCCGAUCGGGAUUACGCUGCAAGGCCACCCCGAAUUCUCCACUCCCACCGGCGCCGCCAUCCUCCUCGACAUUCUGCACGGCGAGGAGGGCGGCGCCGAGCGCUACGGCGACUCUGCGCGUGAUGCGGACGGGCGCACGGCGGCGCAGGCGCACAAGAUCACGCGGGCGGUCAUGGGUCUGCUCUGGCCAAAGGCAUUUGCCGAGUGA
Emiliania huxleyi CCMP1516 is the source of this 801-nucleotide messenger RNA. RefSeq names its product glutamine amidotransferase, class I. The transcript is spliced from 2 exons. Lineage: Eukaryota; Haptophyta; Isochrysidales; Noelaerhabdaceae. Gene Ontology annotation, cellular component: cytosol. The record is from RefSeq and is a predicted model, not a curated record. The coding region runs from base 1 to 801 and encodes 266 amino acids.